This is a messenger RNA of Nymphaea colorata (pocket water lily), 2522 nucleotides long. RefSeq names its product recQ-mediated genome instability protein 1. The transcript is spliced from 13 exons. The record is from RefSeq and is a predicted model, not a curated record. Gene Ontology annotation, cellular component: nuclear body; RecQ family helicase-topoisomerase III complex. Lineage: Eukaryota; Viridiplantae; Streptophyta; Magnoliopsida; Nymphaeales; Nymphaeaceae. The coding region runs from base 21 to 2522 and encodes 833 amino acids. Gene Ontology annotation, biological process: double-strand break repair via homologous recombination; resolution of meiotic recombination intermediates. Gene Ontology annotation, molecular function: nucleotide binding.
CCGCGGGAACCCUUCUCGAAAUGGCCAGACUCCGGCUGCCGAGCUCCUCCGAUGAAGAGGAGGAUUCUGGCGGAGGCGUCCGUAACCGAGCGAGCAGCAGCCGGAACCCUGACGGAGCUAGGGUCGACCAGAGGAAGGACGCGAGGGCUUCGAGGCGCCUCCAGAUCCUUGACUCGCCCUACGGAGAAGAGGAAGAAGAAGCGCGUGGCGGUCCUCCGGUUGAUCCCCCGGCGCCGCCUGCGGCAGCAGCAGCGACGGAGGACCACACCGUUGAGAUAUCAGACGAUGAUGAAUUCAUCGAUGUCCCAGACUUCUUCACUCCCCCUUCGUCUUCCCCUCCUCGCGCCCAAGACGAUCUUGGCGGCGCCUCCUCUGGAAUGCCUCCCGAAUCCGCCGUUCUAGAAGAAGAAUCUGGCGAUAGUCCAGUGGCGGGACUGCUUCGUGGAAUAGGAGCAAGGCCUCGCAGGGAAUGGUUGGAUUCUUGCAUCCGAAGGUUAGCUGAUGCUCGGCCCGGGUUUGCCAGAUUAAGCGUCCGAGAGCAGGCAGAUCUCUGUCUUAAACAAUAUCUCUUCGCCGAUUUCAAUUUAGCUGGUGCUGGCGUUCUUCCUCCUAACAUCCACACGAUGCAUGCCGUUGAAAUUGGCGGCCCGUUCAUUCUGCAGGUGGAUGAAAUAGUUAAUGUGGGUUCUCCUCUACGGGACAGGUAUAAGGAAGCCCCUGCUAGUAACAAAAGGUGCCUCAAACUGUCCAUGACUGAUGGUAUUCAGCAUGUAUUUGGCAUUGAAUACCGUCCAAUAAAGGACCUUAAGGUUCUGGCUCCAGCUGGUUUGAAGGUUGCAGUUCAGAAUGUUCAUGUACGACGUGGACUUCUCAUGCUGGUUGCAGAAGUUUUGGAGGUUUUAGGAGGAUCAGUUGAAUACUUGGAUGCAGCUCGAAGGAGGCUUGUUGAUGAAGUAAAUAAGCCUCCAAGAGGAAGAAGAAGGCCUAGAGGAGAAGUGGUUUCUUCUUUGGUUGAACGGGCUCGUCUUGCUGCUUGGCCUCCAAGUAUGUUAGAUGACUUGGCAGACCUUAGCUCAUCAGAACAUUUGAAUUUACGAACACCAACAUCAAACCAAGCUGAUUUAUCAUCUUUUCCCACCGGAGAUAACCAAGAAAGAGGUUCUGAGGCAUUCACUUCUAGAAGUGUCACAGAGAACAUUAUCUCUAACCACUUGCCGAAUGCCAGAACCAGUGUAGAUGGCAGUAUGGAUCACGAAAUUGAUCAAGUUAAUGUAAGACAUGGAAAUGAAGAAGAGGUUCAUUUGGCUAAACGGGCUCAUCUUUCUACAAGUCAUCGAGUUGAAUUUGAAGGUUCAUCAAUCUCUGAUGCUGUAGCAUCAGAACAUCCGGAUACAGUGCCGUCAUCACAUCAAGUAGGUUCCAUGGUCAUAGGUGGGAAUGAUGAGCAAAUGGUCACAGACGAAUCUUCUGCCAGAAGAGUCAGUUGGGACGGUGUAUCUGAGACUUCUCCAGAUGUCAUUUCCACUGAAGUUGGUGCUCAUGCGGUGAACGAAACGAGUCAAUCCCAGAUGAGACGGAGAUUACAAGUGUCCGGUUAUUUGUCUAAGCAAGCUAAUCUUCCUGCUCAGUCUGCAGAUAGCUCGAACCUGUCGCGACCAUCAGAGGACCCUAUACAAGACCCUCUACGGUUGCAGCAUGCAUGUGCACUGCAUUUAGACCAAGAGUCAGCACCAGCCAGAACACUUGCUAAAGGUAGAAUCGCUGAUAAAUUAGCUCUCAGGCGUUUGACCGGUGACAAGUGCAACAAACCUUCUAAAACGGUUAUCGGUUUAGAGGGCACUAUUGCAGAAGCUGCAGGAUCUACUCUCGACUUAAACGAGCAUUCUGGAUCAUCUUCAAAGGUUAAAAGUCGGAUUGCGGUUGCAGAAUUCAAGUCGACCCUGGGCCCCCCCGUCAGAGUCCAGUCGGCCGAUGAGGUGGAUCAUCCUUACAUCUUAAGCGGGGAGCAGGAGAUGCCUUUUACAUAUAUGGCUUGUCUACAGGCCAAACAUGCGGUGAAGAAAGCGCAUGGAAACGCCGAGGAGUCCACGCUAUCGACCCGAGGGAAUAUUAAGUGCUUCUUGACCGGGGUCAAAGGGUUUCAGUUCAAGGGUAGGAGCCAGUUUGAGUUACGUGUUUAUGUUGAUGAUGGCAGCCUCAUCUCAGAAGUCCUAAUCGACCACAGGGUCGUGCAAAACGGGAUAGGUUAUUCCGCGGCGGAGGUAACAGCUGGUCUUUCUUCGCCAGACAAGGAUAAGGUAUCCAAGAUGAGAGAAGUGAUGAAGACCUUCCAGGCUUUCUUGGCCAACUUUGAGGGAAUCAUGCUAAUGGAGAUAAAUGACACCACCUCCGUGCCGGUAGCACUGGAGAUGAACCAAGGUUGUCUAUCCUCCGAUGCCUGGAUGCUUCUCCAGAGAUUGAAAUUAUACACUGCUUCAAGAAGCGCACAGUACCGUCCUACCCCCAUCAACAUCUCCCCUUGA